CAUCCCUCUCCCUACGCGCCCCCCAACUCUCAACCUCAAAAAUUCAAUCUCUCACUCAACCUCUCUUCUCCCUGUCACGACUACUUCCACUUCCUUUUUUCUUAUCAAACAAUUCCCAAUAUCUUCCAAAAUGGCCACCGAGCGUGAAAGGUUUGUCUAUAUCAUCCCCUCCCGAAUCUCUUCCGAUGCUAUCGGCGCCCCGCCAAUGCCUUGGCUCGUCCAGCUCGUUCAGAAAUCAGAACCCCUUCGAAGGACGUCGUAUCGCUGACAUCGUACGUGUUACCUCACUAUAGCAAGACCUUCCUGGCCCGCCUCUGCGAGCAGGCCGAGCGCUACGAUGAGAUGGUCACCUACAUGAAGGAGGUGGCUAAGCUGGGCGGAGAGCUCACCGUUGACGAGCGUAACCUCCUCAGCGUCGCCUACAAGAACGUUGUCGGUACCCGACGUGCCUCGUGGCGCAUCAUCUCCUCGAUCGAGCAGAAGGAGGAAUCUAAGGGCUCCGACAAGCACGUAUCCACCAUCAAGGACUACCGCAACAAGAUCGAGACCGAGCUCGAGAAGGUCUGCCAGGAUGUUCUCGAUGUCCUCGACGACUUCCUCAUCCCCAACGCCGCCACCGGCGAGUCCAAGGUCUUCUACCACAAAAUGAAGGGUGACUACCACCGUUACCUCGCUGAAUUCGCCUCGGGUGAGAAGCGCAAGGGUGCUGCUACCGCUGCCCACGAUGCUUAUAAGAGCGCUACCGAUGUUGCCCAGACUGAGCUCACUCCCACUCACCCCAUCCGUCUGGGUCUCGCUCUCAACUUCUCCGUAUUCUACUACGAGAUCUUGAACUCCCCCGACCGUGCUUGCCACCUCGCGAAGCAGGCCUUCGACGAUGCUAUUGCCGAGCUCGACUCUCUCUCUGAGGAGUCUUACCGCGACAGCACCCUGAUCAUGCAGCUCCUCCGCGACAACCUCACCCUCUGGACUUCUAGCGACAGCGCUGAGGGCGAGGCCGCUGGUGCUGCCGAUGCUCCCAAGAAGGAGGAGGGCGAGGCUGCCAAGCCCGCUGAGCCUGCCGCCGCCCCUGCUGAGGAGCCUGCGCCUGCUGCCGCCUCCUAA
Messenger RNA from Fusarium odoratissimum NRRL 54006, 1104 nucleotides. Its product is annotated as tyrosine 3-monooxygenase/tryptophan 5-monooxygenase activation protein. Gene Ontology annotation, cellular component: cytoplasm. The transcript has 4 exons. Lineage: Eukaryota; Fungi; Ascomycota; Sordariomycetes; Hypocreales; Nectriaceae. The coding region runs from base 343 to 1104 and encodes 253 amino acids. Gene Ontology annotation, biological process: signal transduction. The record is from RefSeq and is a predicted model, not a curated record.